Molecule: messenger RNA, 1915 nt
Organism: Drosophila mojavensis
Lineage: Eukaryota; Metazoa; Arthropoda; Insecta; Diptera; Drosophilidae
Product: phospholipase A1
Exons: 2
Coding region: 643-1809 (388 amino acids)
Biological process (GO): lipid metabolic process
Molecular function (GO): lipase activity
Source: RefSeq, a predicted model, not a curated record
AUAACAAUUAAAGAUUAGCUAACUAUGACGAUAUAAUAAUGAUAAAUCUGGAAGUUACACGAACUCGGGAAAAAAACAAAUUCAUUCAAAGACUGUGACAAAGGCACGCGUCACUCAAGGCAUCGGUUGAGCCAGACUAAAUGGCAUUUCAUUACUGCUGAACUAAGUCUCAACUAUACCUGAUUUACACCUAUGCCAUCUGUCUCUCUAUGCAUUAUACAUUACUAGAAUAUGCAUUAUGCAUGGGAGAUAAAACUAUAGUAAGUAAAACGCCCUAAAUCAAUUAACGAAAUUCCCAUACGUCAUCAAUACUACGAGACUCGCAAAAGUUCAAAGCAGUCAUAAGUGUCUCUCACAACAAGUGCAAUUAUAUAUACAUAUAUUAUAUAUAGAACCGGUAGAGUUGCUAGUGGGGAACGCGUGCCAUGGGCAAUGCCAAUCCGAUCGAACGUAGCUAAUCAGUUGUAGGUUGUGCAGGCGGGGAAAAUGGCAAAUAGCUGAGAUUGAGUUAGAACAACUUGUUACUGGUGUCAGUCACCUAUAUAAAGAUAUAUAAGAAGCGUCUGAACUGAUCGUAGGCCACAGAGUCUAAUAGUCGCUACUCUAGUGCAGUAGAUCCAACCUAGAGCUGAUUGAUUCAACAUGAACUUGACAUCAUUUGUCGUCUCGCUGCUGCUGCUAACUACAGCUUGUGCUCAAAGCAAUAACAAUAUCGUUGGAAACUAUGAGGCUGAGAUGGACGAGUUUAUGGGCUUGUUGCUCGACCCAGACGAGGUGGACUUUGAGAGUCGUGGCAACUUUGACGUGGAAGAGCCCGAUGACUUGCUGGCCACAUUGGAGGCGGACGAGUAUGAGGGCGCCGAGCAUUGUGUGUGGAAUAAGUGCGACAACGACCUGAGCGAGCCCCGUGGCAUUGGCAGCUUCCUGGACUUGUCGUUCCUCAAGAAAAUCGCCGUCAAUCUAAAUCCCUUCGGCACGCCUCGGCAUCGCAUGCAGUUCUACUUGUUCAAGCGCGAGUUUCCCGAGUGCGGGCGCGAGCUGGACUUCAGCAAUGAGCGGAAGUGGCGGCACGCCGGCUUCAAUAGCUCGCUGCCCACACGGCUCAUCGUGCACGGCUGGAUGAGCCAGUCGCGCGGCUCCUUCAAUCGGGACGUGAAGAAUGCCUACCUCAAGCACGGCGACUACAAUGUGAUUGUGACGGAUUGGAGCGCCAGCUCGGCCAACAUCAACUACUUCUCGGUGGUGAAGCUAAUCGAGGGGAUGGGCGCCCAGCUGGUCCAGUUCACGCGCGAGCUGCAUCGCCAGCUCCAUGCACGCUACGACGACAUCUACCUAAUCGGCCACUCUCUGGGCGCACAGAUAGCCGGCGCAGCGGGCAAAUACCUCAAGCCGGAGCAGUACAACACAAUCUUCGCCCUGGACCCGGCCGGACCCAAGUUCCGUCAUCGCAGUGCCCAGUUCCGCAUCGAUGCUAGCGAUGCCAAGUAUGUGGAGUCCAUACACACCAGCGGCAACUUUGGCUUCCUCAAGCCCACGGGCAGCGCCACCUUCUAUCCGAACUAUGGACUCUAUCAGCGCAAUUGCUUCUAUCUGGGCUGCUCCCACAUACGCGCCUACCAGAUGUUCGCCGAGUCCAUCAACUCGCCCAGCGGCUUCUGGGGCACGCCCUGCAAGCGCGAGGGUCGCAAAUGGCAGUGCGACCAGCGCCAGCGGCAAACCCAGCGCAUGGGCGGCGAGCCCUCUGUGCCCAAGAGGGGAAUCUUCUACGUGAAGACCUCGUCCAGCGAACCCUUCGCUCUGGGCAGAUAAAGCCAUGAAGUUGAAUCCAACGAAAUAUCACAUUUGAUUAAUUAAGCUACCAAUUGUAGAGAUAUUUUAGUUUUAAUAAAGACCAAAGAGGGAAAUAUCAUAAUGA